AUGCACAAGCACAAUGUAACGUUCAAGACGGUCGUUGGUGAAAGCAAUUCUGUUCAACCUGAUAUGAUAGCAUCUUGGUUUGAAACCACUUUACCAACAUUAUUAACUAACUACAAACUAGAAGAUAUUUACAAUGCCGACGAAUUCGGUCUCUUCUACCAAUGCUUGCCAAAUAAACCGUAUCACUACAAAUCCGAAAAAUGCUCUGGGGGUAAAAAUAGCAAAGUCCGAAUUACCGGGCUUGCAGCUGCCAAUGCUGUCGGAGAUAAGCUACCAAUGUUUGUGAUUGGUAUAGAGCGCAGAAGAAGAGUUGGAUGGGAUAGCUCUCUUUUCGAAGAGUGGGUGCGAGAAAUCAAUGCAAUGUUUCUAAAAGAAGGUCGAAAGAUAGUCUUGAUCAUCGAUAAUUGUCCCGCUCACCCUGAUGUCGGUGGACUGUCCAACAUUAAAUUGAUUUUCUUACCUCCAAAUACAACUUCUGUGUCACAACCGAUGGACCAAGGUGUCAUAAGAUGUCUUAAGUCUCUUUAUCGCCAAAAAUUGGUCAACAUGAUGAUUCAAAACCUAGAAAAAGGCAAAGAUCUUCCAAAAGUUUCAAUUCUGCGUGCUCUUCAAAUACUUGUUUCGUCGUGGGACAAAGUGAAGAAAGAAACCAUCGUAAAUUGCUUCAAGAAAUCAAAGAUUUCCAAGAAAGCUCAACAGAAUGCAACUGAUGAUAUUGAUGAUCCAUUUAAACAACUGGAGAAAGAUCUCACACAACUGCGUGCCAUUGACGAUACCAUUAUUCCUGCUGAUCUCUCGGCCCGUGAUGUUGUCGAUAUUGACCAAGAUUUGACCACAAUCGAAAAUCCCGUGACUGAUGAAGAAAUCCUUGAGUCGGUACGGCCAAGUACAGAUGAGAAUGACGAGGAGCAUGAUGAAAAUGCCGAUGUCAUCGAGGUGUUUGAUGAGCCAGUGAGCAAGCCAACAAAAUCAGAAAUAAACACUGCGGUGGAGACUUUACAAAAUGCUUGUCUAUUCACUGAUGAUGGAAAUGACAUGCAACGCCUCCUGCUUCGCUUUGAAGAUUUGUUUCUUAAAAGUGAAAUGAAAAACAAGAAGCAAACUAGUAUUUUGAGCUUUUUCGAUCAAAAAUAA
Hydractinia symbiolongicarpus is the source of this 1134-nucleotide messenger RNA. RefSeq names its product tigger transposable element-derived protein 4-like. Bases 1 to 1134 code for a protein of 377 amino acids. Gene Ontology annotation, molecular function: DNA binding. Gene Ontology annotation, cellular component: nucleus. The transcript is spliced from 3 exons. NCBI's taxonomy places the organism in Eukaryota, Metazoa, Cnidaria, Hydrozoa, Anthoathecata, Hydractiniidae. The record is from RefSeq and is a predicted model, not a curated record.